Linum trigynum is the source of this 3834-nucleotide messenger RNA. The record is from the annotation of a GenBank genome assembly. Lineage: Eukaryota; Viridiplantae; Streptophyta; Magnoliopsida; Malpighiales; Linaceae.
AUGAGCAAUCAACCACAGGUGGAGGUGGAGGUGGAGCAGGAAAAGGAGGAGGAAGAGGACGCUGGUAUCAGUAAGGAACCGGACGAGCAAGGAGUCGCUCAGGCUUUGGAAGUAGCUGCUAAGACGGCGGCUGCGGCGGUGACGGUGUUGUCGGAGCAGCGGGAGGCUGAGGCUGAGGCGGAGGCGGGGAGCAGUGAGGAAGAGAGCGUGGAGAAGCCUGACGAUCCGAUGGAGGAGGAUUCGGUCGGUCCGGCUACUGUGUUUUGUAUCCGGCUUAAACAGCCUCGGUCCAAUUUGAUGCAUAAGAUGAGUGUGCCUGAGCUUUGCCGCAAUUUUAGUGCUGUGGCUUGGUGUGGGAAGCUGAAUGCUAUAGCAUGUGCAUCAGAAACUUGUGCAAGAAUUCCAAGUUCCACCGCAAAUCCUCCAUUUUGGAUCCCCAUACACAUUGUUAUCCCGGAGCGGCCAACCGAAUGUGCCGUUUUUAAUGUGAUAGCAGAUUCACCUCGCGAUUCUGUUCAGUUUAUUGAAUGGUCUCCUGCUUCCUGCCCUCGCGCCUUACUAAUAGCUAACUUCCAUGGGAGAAUAACAAUCUGGACUCAACCUUCUCAAGGCCCAGCUAACUUGGUACGCGAUGCCAGUUGCUGGCAGCGUGAGCAUGAAUGGCGGCAAGAUAUUGCAGUUGUCACGAAGUGGUUAUCUGGCGCUUCUCCGUAUAGGUGGCUUUCUUCGAAAUCCAGUGCUACUCCGAAUCCAAAGUCAACUUUUGAGGAAAAAUUCCUAUCUCAGCAGUCUCAGACUUCAGCUCGAUGGCCCAAUUUCCUUUGUGUCUGUUCUGUUUUCUCAUCUGGUUCAGUACAACUUCAUUGGUCCCAGUGGCCUCCUAGUCAAAGUAAUGCAUCUCCAAAAUGGUUUUGCACUAGCAAAGGACUUUUAGGGGCUGGACCAAGUGGGAUAAUGGCUGCUGAUGCGAUCAUAACGGAUAGUGGUGCCAUGCACGUUGCUGGGGUUCCAAUUGUCAAUCCUUCCACUGUUGUAGUGUGGGAGGUUACCCCUGGCCAUGGAACUGGACUUCAAGCAACUCCAAAGAUGAGCACUAUUUGUGGAGUUCCUCCUUCCCUGAGUCCUCCUAAUUGGGCUGGUUUUGCUCCUUUGGCUGCUUACUUGUUUAGUUGGCAAGAAUAUCUAAUAUCUGAAGCAAAGCAGGGGAAGAAACACACAGAUAAAGAUUUAUGUGAAGCUGUAGCACUUCACUGUUCUCCCGUCUCAAAUUUUUCUGCAUACGUGAGUCCUGAGGCUGCAGCUCAAUCCGCAACGACUACCACCUGGGGUUCGGGAGUCACUGCUGUUGCUUUUGAUCCAACUCGUGGCGGCUCUGUGAUAGCAGUCGUGAUAGUUGAAGGCCAGUAUAUGUCUCCCUAUGAUCCGGAUGAGGGGCCUUCUAUAACAGGGUGGAGGGUGCAGCGGUGGGAAUCAUCUCUUCAGCCUGUUGUUCUUCAUCAAAUAUUUGGAAGUCCUACGUCCAGUUUUGGUGGGCAAGCACCAAUGCAAACUGUAUGGGUGUCCAAAGUGGACACCAGCAUACCUCCAACUAAUGAUUUUCGAAAUCACCAAGAAGCCGUGGCAGUACCAAAUUUUGAUUCCAAGAAAACAUCUGAUCCCUCCGUUGAGAACUCUAAAAAAGUGAUAUUCGAUCCGUUUGAUCUACCAAGUGAUGUUAGAACGCUUGGUAGAAUUGUAUAUUCUGCUCAUGGUGGUGAAGUCGCUGUUGCCUUCCUGCAUGGUGGAGUGCACAUUUUUUCCGGUCCAAACUUUGCUCCUGUAGAUAACUACCAGAUCAAUGUUGGACCAGCAAUAGCUGCACCUGCAUUUUCUUCUACCAGUUGCUGCUCAGCUUCUGUUUGGCAUGACACAAGCAAGGAUUGCACAAUACUGAAGAUCAUUCGGGUUCUACCUCCUGCUGUCCCAAGUAGUCAAGUGAAGGCCAAAUCAGCAACUUGGGAACGUGCAAUUGCAGAAAGGUUUUGGUGGAGCCUUUUGGUAGGUGUUGAUUGGUGGGAUGCUGUUGGAUGUACACAAAGUGCUGCCGAGGAUGGCAUUGUAUCACUCAACAGUGUCAUUGCGGUUUUGGAUGCGGAUUUUCACUCUCUUCCCUCUGUACAGCAUCGUCAACAGUAUGGUCCGAGCCUUGACAGGAUAAAAUGUAGGCUAUUGGAAGGUACAAAUGCUCAGGAGGUUAGGGCCAUGGUUCUUGAUAUGCAAGCUAGAUUGCUGCUUGAUAUGCUCGGCAAAGGCAUUGAAUCGGCGUUGAUAAAUCCUUCUGCAUUGGUACCUGAACCCUGGCAAGCAUCUGGUGAGACACUAUCUGGUAUUGAUCCUGAAGCUAUGGCUGUUGAACCAAGCCUUGUUCCAAGCAUACAGGCAUAUGUGGAUGCAAUUCUUGAUUUAGCAUCACAUUUCAUCACACGUUUGCGCCGCUAUGCAAGUUUCUGUCGCACAUUAGCGACCCAUGCUGUUACUGCAGGCGCAGGCACAGGCAGCAAUAGGAAUAUGGUAACUAGUCCUACUCCGAGUUCUGCAUCCCAGGCAACAACUCAGGGUGGUCAAACUGGUACAACAAAUUCAACUGGAAGCACUCAGGUGCAAGCCUGGGUGCAAGGUGCUAUUGCUAAGAUUAGUAACACAACAGAUGGUGUGCCUAGUUCGACUCCAAACCCUAUCAGCGGUCCAGCUCCCUUUAUGCCCAUAAGCAUUAACACCGGGACAUUCCCUGGAACACCAGCUGUUCGGCUAAUUGGAGACUGCCAUUUUGUUCAUAGAUUAUGCCAGCUUCUGCUCUUCUGUUUCUUCUUUCGCCGAACACAGCUUCCUCGCUUUAUUGGUGUGUCACAGAGAAGUAAUGAUUCCAGUACGCAAAAACCUCAGCCGCCUGGUGUCCCAGCUAGCAAGGUUGAGGAAACCAAUUCUGCUUCCUCAAAACCAGCAGUGAAUGCUAUGGUUAGAUCAGACGAAGGCCCAGCAGCAGCUCGAAGCGGUCAGCUCGUGCCUGGAGCCAAAGGAGUUGAUGAUGGACCUGCUGGUCGCUCAAGAUUAGGUUGUGGCAAUGCUGGUCAGGGAUACACCUUUGAAGAGGUUAAGGUUCUAUUUCUCAUUCUCAUGGAUCUUUGUCGAAGAACAGCAGCACUAGCACAUCCAUUGCCGGUUUCACAGGUGGGAAGUAACAACAUCCAGGUGCGGCUCCAUUAUAUCGAUGGCAAUUAUACUGUCUUGCCAGAGGUUGUAGAAGCAUCUCUUGGCCCACAUAUGCAGAAUAUGCCGAGGCCUAGAGGUGCUGAUGCUGCUGGCCUCUUAUUACGCGAGUUGGAACUUCACCCACCAUCUGAAGAGUGGCACAGGCGUAAUAUGUUUGGUGGUCCAUGGUCCGAUCCAGAGGAUUUGAAUUCACCUGAGGAAACACCCAAGCUCGGCAGCUCUCCAGAUUUGUUAUUAGGUUUCAGCUCAUUAGAGAAUUGUGAUGUGCAUUACGGGGCAAACGGCCUGUGGCCUAAGAGGCGUAGAUUAUCGGAGAGAGAUGCUGCCUUUGGCUUGAACACAUCAGUUGGCCUAGGAGCUUAUCUUGGGAUAAUGGGAUCACGAAGAGACGUGGUUACUGCUCUUUGGAAGACUGGUCUUGAAGGCGUUUGGUAUAAGUGCAUACGAUGUUUGAGACAGACUUCGGCCUUUACUUCACCGAGUGCCGUGAACCCAGCUAAUCCAAUUGAUCGCGAAACGUGGUGGAUCAGUCGUUGGGCAUAUGGCUGUCCAAUGUGCGGGGGUACGUGGGUCCGGGUUGUGUAG